ACUGGUUCACUCGCAUAAAAUUUAGUGGAAGCGAUGGCCUUGCCACUGCUCCAACUCCCACUUGCUGCUUCAUCACCCUAUUCUUCUUCUUCUUCUUCUUCUUCAUCUUGUUGUUGUUUUCCAACAUUGCCCUUCGUUUUCCAGCUCCACCACCGUAGACCCCCACUCCAUUAUCGCCGUGACCGUGGCCUCAAGAGGAGUGGAGUUGUUGUACUCGUCAGUAAAGAAGAGGCCACAUCUACCCAAGAGGACGAGCAGCAACAAGAUGAGUAUGAGGAACCACCGGACCCUCAAGACCUCGAAUACGUUCGCCAAAUCAAAAGGGUGUUGGAGCUUCUCCGGAAAAAUAGAGACAUGAUUUUCAGUGAGGUUAAGUUGACCAUAAUGAUUGAGGACCCCAGAGAAGUUGAGCGCAGGAGGUUACUUGGAAUCGAGGAUCCUGAUACCCCAACAAGGGAUGACUUAGGUGCUGCUUUGGAAGAAGUAAAUGAAGGAAAAGUACCAAAAAACCGCGUUGCUCUUCAGAUGCUAGCUGAGGAAAUGAGUCAAUGGCCAAAUUUAGAGGUUGAAGUAAAAAAGUCAAAGGCCCGCAAAUCCCUAUAUGCGAAAGCCACAGACACUGGUGUCGAUCCUAAAGUGGCUGCUAAAAGAUUGAAUAUUGACUGGGAUUCAGCAGCUGAGAUUGAAGACACCGAUGACAAGGAUGACACAGAAGUGCCUGCAGCUGUGGGUUAUGGAGCACUUUACCUGGUCACGGCUUUUCCUGUCAUCAUUGGCAUCUCAGUGGUAUUGAUUCUAUUUUAUAAUUCUCUCCAGUAGACAUUAUCUUGCCAUCUUGUAUAGUCUCUGUACCUUGUGGUCUCCACACGAGCUUGUACAUCAAAAUCAUGAAAUUGAAUGAUUGUUUCCAUUGAUUAUGUCGUUGCUGUAUUGAUCUUUGCUCCCUUUUCCCAGUUGGAGAGUUAUUUUGUAUGUUAUGACU
Molecule: messenger RNA, 982 nt
Organism: Corylus avellana
Lineage: Eukaryota; Viridiplantae; Streptophyta; Magnoliopsida; Fagales; Betulaceae
Gene: CEST
Product: death domain associated protein
Biological process (GO): response to photooxidative stress; photosystem I assembly
Cellular component (GO): chloroplast thylakoid membrane
Source: RefSeq, a predicted model, not a curated record